UCCUAAUGGGAAUGUUCACUUACAUUUGCGAUUCCGUUACUUUCACCGCCCUUUACCGCUACAUACUGGCGGUAGUACAAUCCGGGGGGCAGCGAAAGUCAACGGUCCAUUCGAAAAAAAAGAAAACGAAAAAACCAAAAAAACGAAAGACAGGACGAAAGCCGGCCAGCGAGUCAGCCUCGAGAUACUCUCGAGAUAGCGGGUGUGUGGUCGUCGUCAGCAGCAGCAGCAGCAGCAGUUGUUGACCCUUUUUGGUAAAAAAAUCCCUUGUAGUGUCGAAGGUGAAGAUGGUGUCUACGGUGUGUGCUGUAUGUAGCGCUCCAGCCAGCCAGCAGUGUGCGGGAUGCCAGCAGACGGUGUACUGUGGCCGCGACCACCAGCGGCAACACUGGAAGGCUACGCACCGUCGCGAGUGCCACUGCUACCGGGUCGUUGAAAAUGCUUCCCUCGGGCGGUACGUGAUAGCCACCAGAAAGAUCCGCCAGGGAGAGAUCAUCUUUCGCGAUGUACCAGCCGUAGUUGGUCCAAAGAUGGCGAGUGUACCGGUCUGUUUGGGCUGUAACCGGGACCUGAUGGCCACCUGCAGGUCCGAUGAGCGCUUCCACGAGUGUUCCCGCUGUGGAUGGCCAGUUUGUGGUGCGGAGUGUGAAGGGGCGGAGCAACAUCGCACGGAAUGUAGCAUCCUGGCGGGUAGCAGCUACCGGCCAAAGAUCCGCCCAGCCCGGGAUGAGCCAACGAAACGGGAAUCGGCGUACUGUGCUAUUGUACCGCUGCGUGUACUGCUACUGCAGUCCCAUGCCCCCGAUACGUACGCCCAGCUGCAGCGCCUUGAGUCGCACGUCGAGGAGCGCCUAAAGUCGCCACUGUACGAGGUAGUCCGUUCGAACCUGGUACCGUUCGUACGGACGGUGCUGGGAUUGCAGCAGUACAGCGCGGAAACUAUCCUGCAGGUGUGCGCUAUACUCGACACGAACUGCUUCGAGAUCCGGCUGCCGGAGCGGUGGACGAAGGUAAGGGCAUUGUAUCCGCUGGGGGCGAUGCUAUCGCACGACUGUCGACCCAACACGAAGCACUACUUCGAUGACACGUUGCGCAUGGUAUUGGUGGCCACCGUUGACAUUGAGCGGGGCGGUACCAUCAGCGCCUCGUACACGCAACCCUUGCUCGGUACGCUACACCGGCGGCUUGCCCUGAAGCAAUCCAAACACUUUGAGUGCCAGUGCGAACGGUGUACCGAUCCGACCGAGCUGGGGACCAGUCUCAGUGGUUUCCGGUGUCCAAAGUGUCGCAAGGGUAUCGUGCUGCCGGCUCAACCGUGCAACCCGCAGUCGGUGUGGCGUUGCCGGCAGCGAAACUGUGCAUUCAGUGAGACGGCCACAGUGUACGCCGCACGGUGUACCGAGACGCAGCAGCAACUGCUGAACCUGAACCGUGCGGAACCGGGUGAAUAUGAAGCAUUCAUCCGGCAACACCAGACUAGCGCGCACGGGUGGAAUGCGUUCGUGCUGCAGGCCAAGUACGCGCUGAUCCAGCUUUUGGACCACCGGACAACUGUGGAGAGCGUGGAACAGUCUGAGGUGAGCCUACGUCGUACGGUCGAGCUGUGCCAUGAUCUGCUGGCUGUUGCCGAUCACUUAGAACCGGGCCUCGGUUUCUUCCGUGUCAAACUGCUGGUUACGCUGGAGAAAGCGCUCGCUACACUGCAACACAGGUGCCCGAAGCCGUCAUCGAAGGAAGGGGCGGAAUGGAGCUCACUAAAGGAAGAACUUAAUCGUAUAUCGCGGCUCGACCCUUCGAUGAGCUCGCAAAUUAUUGAUAAAAAAUGAAAGCGCACCCCUCUGCUCUGCUGCCAACCAAGUGAAGGAUCAUUUUUCAAGAAUGUGUUGUCUGUUUUAUCAAUCGAUCAUGUGGGUGUGUAGUGGUGGGAUCACUGAUAAAACAGACACACCACUUGCACCAACAAAAUCACAAUUUGUAGAUAUUUUUGCAAAAAAUUUGCAGCAACGUCUGCUUUGCGCUGUUCGAAAUAAUAGCAGUGGUGAGCGUUGCUAAGCUGUUUUCAUUGUUAUUUUGUGUUUAACAAAAAUCUUUGCAUGUCUUGUUUUUCCAUCAAUCGGUUAAUAGGUAAAAAAAACAAAAAACUGAUCGAAAUGCAAGACUUUUUUAUUUUUAUAGCAGUAAAAUGGGACGCAGUAUAAAUUAUUCGGUAGAGAUUCGGAAUUUAAUUUAAAAAAAAAUUGAAAAUAAGAAAACGUACGCGAAAAAUAAGAAAACGUAAGAACGCGUACGUACCAGCAGAUUCAAGAAUUACUGGGGUGCUCUACCAAAAUGAUCAGCAAUGAUUUGAAGUGGAAAGCGGAGGCAGAAACUAGUGGCCAGAAACGAUGCACAUCCCAGAAAACUAACCAAAACAUAGGCAACAUAUCGCGGAGCAUUUAGGGAUGCAUUGGACUUGUCUGUGAGGCCAGUAAAGAUAAGACGGCGAUUAAUGGAGACUAAUUUGUACGCACCAAGACCCCGUAAGGUACCAUUAUGCCAUGUUACAAACCGUCUUAAGUUUUCAAAAAUCCAUAUCAACUGGUACAAGAAAAUAUGCCAUUAAAAUUAUUAUCUCAACAGGAGAAUGAUCCUAAACGUACAACGCGUAAAAUCGUGGUUUCAGCCGAAGAACAUCGAGGUUAUGGAGUGGGCAGUGCAGUCUUCUGAUCACAACCCCGUUGAGAAACUAUGGCUAGACGACAAAUGUGCUGUUUCGGUAGUAAAGCCGAAGAAUGAGGAAGAGUUUUAGUCGGUAAUUCGUAAAUCGCGGGCUGCAAUCCCUGUCUCUCGAUGUCAAAGACUUGCGAGCUGUAUGCCUAAGCGAUGCGCCUGUGUAAUCAAGUAUAACGGCUAUACUGCAAAAUAUUGAAGUGUGCAAAACAAUACCAGUACAACUGAACCUUUUUUUUCCUUUUCAAAUUAAUCAAGUUAUUUUAAAAUUGCCCUGAGUAAUGGGAUGAUUUUUAAAAGUAAAACAUGCAUUCUUGUUUCAAGUUUUGUCCCUUUUUAUUUAGACAAAAAAACAAAUUGGAAUAGUUGCAUGAAAUAUCAUUGUAACUUUUUGCCUUUGAACCACCGACUGCUAUUAUUUUACCACACAACUGCAUUUGCGUAUUCGGAUAUUAUCUUGCUAGUUGGAACAAACACAUUGGAGCGCAAUAAUC
This is a messenger RNA of Anopheles aquasalis, 3203 nucleotides long. RefSeq names its product SET domain-containing protein SmydA-8-like. Gene Ontology annotation, molecular function: protein binding. NCBI's taxonomy places the organism in Eukaryota, Metazoa, Arthropoda, Insecta, Diptera, Culicidae. The record is from RefSeq and is a predicted model, not a curated record.